Messenger RNA from Carlito syrichta (Philippine tarsier), 2191 nucleotides. RefSeq names its product abhydrolase domain containing 17B (gene ABHD17B). Gene Ontology annotation, molecular function: palmitoyl-(protein) hydrolase activity. The record is from RefSeq and is a predicted model, not a curated record. Gene Ontology annotation, cellular component: endosome membrane; plasma membrane. The coding region runs from base 8 to 874 and encodes 288 amino acids. The transcript is spliced from 3 exons. Gene Ontology annotation, biological process: protein depalmitoylation. Lineage: Eukaryota; Metazoa; Chordata; Mammalia; Primates; Tarsiidae.
UCAGAACAUGAAUAAUCUUUCAUUUAGUGAGCUAUGUUGCCUCUUCUGCUGUCCACCUUGUCCAGGGAAAAUUGCUUCAAAAUUAGCUUUUUUGCCACCUGAUCCAACCUACACACUGAUGUGUGAUGAAAGUGGAAGCCGUUGGACUUUGCAUCUAUCAGAACGAGCAGACUGGCAGUACUCUUCCAGAGAAAAAGAUGCGAUUGAGUGUUUCAUGACUAGAACCAGUAAAGGCAACAGAAUUGCCUGUAUGUUUGUGCGUUGUUCACCCAAUGCCAAAUACACUUUACUCUUCUCACAUGGAAACGCUGUUGAUCUUGGUCAGAUGAGCAGCUUUUACAUAGGACUAGGAUCACGGAUUAAUUGUAAUAUAUUCUCUUAUGAUUAUUCUGGAUAUGGUGCAAGUUCUGGAAAACCAACAGAGAAGAACCUCUAUGCAGACAUUGAAGCUGCAUGGCUUGCUCUUAGAACAAGAUAUGGCAUUCGCCCUGAAAAUGUGAUUAUAUAUGGCCAGAGUAUAGGGACAGUACCAUCUGUGGAUCUUGCUGCUCGGUAUGAGAGUGCUGCUGUUAUUCUUCAUUCUCCUCUGACCUCGGGAAUGCGUGUUGCUUUUCCUGAUACCAAGAAGACCUACUGUUUUGAUGCAUUUCCAAACAUUGACAAAAUCUCUAAGAUAACCUCUCCAGUAUUAAUAAUUCAUGGGACUGAUGAUGAAGUCAUUGACUUUUCACAUGGCCUCGCAUUGUUUGAGCGGUGCCAAAGGCCCGUGGAGCCUCUAUGGGUUGAAGGAGCAGGUCACAAUGAUGUGGAACUUUAUGGGCAGUACCUCGAAAGGUUGAAACAGUUUGUGUCACAGGAACUGGUAAAUUUGUAAGAUGUUCUGUAAAUUUGCAUACUGGAUUUUCUUUUCUUGCUGAACUGCACUCUUUGGUAAAUAACAUAAAACCUGAAGGUUUGUUUGCAAAUCAUGUCAGUUGCCUUCAUAAAUGUACAGGUAAUGAUUUGUUAACAGACUUAAUGAAGGUUUUAAUUACCAGAACUAGAAACUGGAAAUAACAGUAUAAGGCAGUCAGGCUGUGUAAUUUAUAUUUUUUCUGUGAAUUAUUUUUAAACACCAAAAUAAGUACUGUAUGAAAUUUUAAUUCUAUAAAAUCAAAUGCUGUAAAAGUAUUGCCAAAUGCUUUUGCAUAUUAGAAACAAAUUUAUAAAUAUUUUUAAAACAUCUCAAUGUACUAAAUCCUAUCCUGCUAUACAAAUGUAAUAUUCUUUUGGGGGGGGGAACCUGUAUAUCUAUAGCAAUUUAAGUACUCAUGAUAGAAUAAACUGUAAAAAAGUAAAAAAAUAAACAUGCAAGUUCACUAGAGUUAACCUACACCCUGUUGUACAGGGAUAGGGGUUUAAGUGGUUAGUUUAUUGUAAAAUACAUUGAAUUUUCUGUAUCCUCUUAUUGUCAUAUACUUAUCCUUAAAAAUGAUGUAAAUCUUAAUUUUUAUGCCAUCUGUUAAUUUACCAAUUACUGACCUUGUAAAUGCGAAGCUACGAUAGCACUGAAUUUUGACUAGUUUUGAUUUAUGAGUUUGGUACGUGAGACAAUAACUUAAAAUUUUCAUUUUGGUUAUUUAAAAAACAUUUAGAGCUUCGAGGAUGAUUUUGUAUGCAAUGUUUUAAAUUCUGACUACUCUUAGAAUUGCAGGAAUCUUCAUUAUAUAAAAAACUGGAUCUUUAAGACCACAAACAGACUGGCUAUAUUUGAUCCCUUUUCACUUUAGCUUAGCUGUUUUUAAGAAUGGGGCCUAUUGUUUUGGAUUAUCUGAGAAUUAGAUUCACUCCUGGGAACAGGAAAUAAGAAAACAUUAAUUCGUAGCUUUUAUAUUAACCAAUAUAACAAAAAACAAAACUCACACACAAAAAAACUAAGUUGCCUUUCCUUGAAUGAACCUUGCCUGAAUAAAACGAUGAAAGAAAAAUAAAAAUAAUAUUAAUGGUAUGUAGUCUCAUUUGUAAAUGAAUGAAUAUUGAAAUAAUACACACUGUGGAUAUAUUUUAAGGCCUUAUGUAGUUUUAAUUGUUCUGCUUGUUCUGUGGUUAUGUCUAAGACUAUAGUAUAUGAUUCUCUUCAAAGUAUAUCAAGUAUUGUGAAUGCUUUGGUUCAGAUGUGUCAAAUUAACAGUAAAACAACGAAUAUACCACU